CUAAGAGUUUAAGAAAAAUGAGCUCAACCCUUUGGAGAUUCAUUAUUAUACUUCUCAGUUUUUCCAUAAAGCAUUUCCCUCUGCUCCCCGCUGGCUGCCAGCGCUUAGUUACCAAGGGCAAGCUGACAGUAGAACCAGCUCCACCCUUCCUCAUUGGCUCAAACCUGACUGUGUACUACCGCACCAAAGAAUGUAAACGGGGUUUCACAAUAUCCCUGGAGCUGAAUGGUGAGACUGUGAAUUCUUUGAAGAAAGUAAAUUGCACCACGAUGAUGUUCAGGCUGUUCAAUGUCCGGAUGCCACAAUCUAAACUGAUCUGCGUGGAGCUGGAGCGUGUUGAUCUCAAGCCUCUAAUUGUUAAUGGACUGGACCUACAUGGCGGGCUCCCUCCAGAUAAACCUGAACAUAUUAUGUGUGAAAUGUCAAGGAGCUCAGAUUUCAUAGACUGCACAUGGGAGAGAGGACAGAAAACACACAUCCUUACUACCUACAACAUUUCAGUCAACAGAGAAAAUGGGACCCAGAUACUUUUAGAUCAGAUCCAGUAUGCUGAAGAAAUCACCAUACCCCGAGCAAUGAUUGAUGAAAACAAUAAAUACCAGUUGAUUAUCACUGCUUACAACCACUUUGGAGCAUCUCAAUCUGAUCCAUUCACCUUCUGUGUAAAGGAUAUAGUGAUACCAGAGACGCCAUGUAUCAUGCAGAUAGAGUUUGGGAAUAACUCCAUGGCAGCCAUAUUGCAAUGGAAAACCUCUGAAUCCUCAGAGCAUCUCAGAUCCGAUGUCAGGCUCCGCACAGAUAAUGCCGCCUGGGAAGUGGGAGAGGAAACAGAACUCAGUGAGGGUCGGAUACAAGUGGACGGACUGAGGCCUCUGACUGAAUAUGAGUUCCAGAUGAGAACAUGUGACACGUCCAGGUCAAACUCCACCAAAAGGUCCUUCUGCAGCAAAUGGAGCCCAUCUGUGGUGGGGAGAAGUCCUGGGAAAGGUCCAUCUCAGCAGUUGCGUGUGUGGAGGGUGUUAGGCAGCCUGGGUACCAAUGGGCUGCGGAUGGUGACUGUUUUGUGGCAGCCUCCAUCACCAGAUGAUUACACUGGUGCGGUGCAACAGUACAAGAUCUUUCUGGGUAAUGACCAGAAACAGGAAGUGACCGGUUGUGCAGCUUUGAGCCCAUGUUCAGUUCAGGUACCAGCAGAGGUCCAGGCAUUAAGCAUCAGUGCUGUCACCUUGUAUGGAAUGUCUCCACCGACUAAUGUGCCACUCAGACCCUCAGGUGAUGUCAUACCUGUUUUGAGACUGUUGGCCCCUGCAGCAAAUGGCAGUGCUGUGUUUGUCUCCUGGUCAUGGCCGGGGAAAAAACAGCGCUCAACAUCUGGAGGAGAACCACUGCACUAUGUGUUAGAAUGGACAAGUGUACCUGCGGCAGAGCUGCAGUGGCAACAAGUGGCUAAAGAUCAAAACAACACUUUAAUCACAGGCCUGACUUCAGGUGUGAGGUACAAUGUCUCUCUGUAUGCUGUGACCACUAGAGGUGUCAGUGCUCCAUCAUCCCGUCUGGUCUACUCCAAAGAACUGAAGCCAGUGUGUGGUCCAAAUAUGUCAGUACUGGUCCAUGAGGCCAGACGGAUCCAGAUCCAGUGGGACGAGCUGCCUGUAGACAAGCAGAAAGGCUUCAUCACAAACUACACAAUCUAUCUCCAGAUGCUGGACUUCAGCAACACACAACUCAGCAAGACGGUGUCUGUCUCUGGCCCCAGACAGAUGUGGCUGGACUGUCCUGAAGGAGCUCUGGCUCUGCAGCUGACUGCAUCCACCUCAGCAGGAGAAGGGCAGCGGGGGAACCGGAUAUGCUCUCAGCCGGAAACCCCUGCAGUAGGCCUGGUGAUUUGGACUGUUUUCAUCCUUACCCUCUUUAUAGCAAUCAUAGCAAACCUGAUGUGCUGGAGUUGUGUGAGGGAAAGGAUAAAACAGAAAUGUAUAUCAUGGAGACCUGCCUGGCUUAAUGAAACCUUACCAAAACCAGGAAACAGUAAUGCCAUCAGACUACUGGAGCUGUACGAAAGCGAACCGUCCUUCUCGUCCACCCACAGCGACCCUCCGCUGUCGCCCAUCAGUUUGAUCUCUCAGGAGGAGAGGGACGACGUGUACCCCACCAUCCAUGUCGACAUAUCCCAGGUUGGAUCACGACCCACAGAACCAACAGCAGAGACACCUUUGCUAAUGUCAGAUCCCGGAACAAUGCUUGUUGACAGCCAGCCGGAACAUGUCAGCUACAAACCCCAGAUUGCUACAUUGGCUCCACAAGGAGAAGAGGUGAAGGAGACAAAAGAAGAGCAAAGAGACGUACCAUCAUUCUGGGAGGAAGACAGAUGUGUGAGAUUUGGAGUAUUACUGGGAGACUUUCUGUCCAGUGUGGAGGUAGGUUUUACUGAUCCACCUCUGGGGCUGACUCUGAGCUCUGAUAGCAGUCUUUUGUGGCCUAAAACUCCCAAACCAACAACUGGAUUGAAUGGAGGCUUCUCUCUGGAGAGGAGGGCGACUGAGAACGAUGUAGAAGCAGACUCACUCACUCUGGAUUUAAAGCAGGGUGAAAUAAUGACUGCUGACACAGCCGACACUUGUUCAUCUCAGUAUACAGUUCAGACAACACUGAAAAGUGGUUAUUUCCCCCAAGCAGCUGCUGUGAGCACCACUGCACUCUGUGAUGCACAGAGGUAGCAGGGACGAUGGGAAUGGCACAAACAGGACAGAUUUUUAAGAAAGCAUUAUAUCCAACCACCACUUUACUGACCUCAGUGAAUAUGUGUAAUCAGUGAAAAUCAUGCUUCAGAUGAACUGUGAUUAUGAACAGCUCUGUUCAAAACUAAAUUAAGAAAUGUAUAAGAAAUGUUUAUGUUGAAUUUGACUGAAGUGUUUAAUAGUCACUAUAGUUAUGUUGGCACCACUUUCUAUAUAUACAUACUUUAUAAAGUAACUAAUGGUUUUGUUAAUGUAAAAAAUUAUGUAUUUCUGUGAGUUGCCAGGUUGUGAAAAAAAAUUCCUUUUGCAAGCAUAUAUAUCAUAUCCACCUGCAGCAAAACUGCACGCAAAACUUAACUGCAUAAGAAGAAGGUGAAGUAGUGAGAAUAUUUGGUGUGGGAAGUUAAUUAGUAUGAAUUUCAUUGAACAGUCGAAUAACACCAUGAAAAUAUGUAAUAAUAAUUCAUAAUUCUUGUUGAAAAAAGUGAUAA
This is a messenger RNA of Perca flavescens (yellow perch), 3229 nucleotides long. RefSeq names its product interleukin 23 receptor (gene il23r). Lineage: Eukaryota; Metazoa; Chordata; Actinopteri; Perciformes; Percidae. The transcript is spliced from 16 exons. The record is from RefSeq and is a predicted model, not a curated record. The coding region runs from base 18 to 2717 and encodes 899 amino acids. Gene Ontology annotation, molecular function: protein binding.